Molecule: messenger RNA, 306 nt
Organism: Ostertagia ostertagi
Lineage: Eukaryota; Metazoa; Nematoda; Chromadorea; Rhabditida; Trichostrongylidae
Source: the annotation of a GenBank genome assembly
CAGCAGUCCAUUUGUUCUAAAGUUUUCGUGCCUGAAGGAGCUGGUGAACCGCCAGAGGGAUGGCAUCCAGUGGACGGAUUCGACAAGGACUCGCCAUUCUAUUUGAACUAUAUGGUAGCCACCAUUUCCGAGUGGACAACGGCUCUUGCCAUGCAGAUAUUCGUCCUAUCAUUUGUCGUGGAGUUACAAAACGCCUAUGCUCAUGCUCCACGAGUGAUCUUCAGGCGAAAUUCCCAAGAUUGCUCUGAGUUGGAGACGCGUCAAACAAAGAUCUCUCACGAUCUGCUUGCUGUGUAUCCUCUCUGA